CAGUCAUAUACUAUGACUUUGACUGAAAACUAGUGUCUUCGCAAGCAUCAUAUAAGGUCUGUGUUACAUUCUCAAAGUGGGAGAGCAACACUCAAGAGGAGAAAAAAAUGGAGGUGGAGAAGAUGAUUUCCUCAGGUAACAAUGAAGAUGAUGAAGAUGUUUUGCUUCCUGGUUUUCGAUUUCAUCCUACUGAUGAAGAGCUUGUGGGGUUUUAUCUUAAAAGGAAGGUGGAGAAGAAACUCUUUAGUAUCGACUUAAUCAAACACGUUGACAUCUACAAAUAUGACCCUUGGGAUCUUCCAAAAGUUAGCAAACUUAGCACUGUUACAGAGAAGGAAUUGUACUUCUUUUGUAGAAGAGGUAGAAAAUACAGGAAUAGCAUAAGGCCAAAUAGGGUUACAAGCUCAGGAUUCUGGAAAGCUACUGGUAUCGACAAGCCAAUAUAUUCUGUUGGAGAAUUUCAUGGUUGCAUAGGCCUAAAGAAAUCGCUAGUCUAUUACCGGGGAAGUGCAGGGAAAGGCACCAAAACCGAUUGGAUGAUGCAUGAGUUUCGCCUUCCAGUCGGUCAAAAUCCCAGUCUCUCCAACACUAAGAAAGACAACUUGCCAGAAGCUGAAGUUUGGACACUAUGCAGAAUUUUUAAGCGUGAUGUUUCCUACAGAAAAUAUGCAUUGGAUUGGCAAAAUAACAAGAAUCCUUCCAAACAAAAUACAACUGCUUCCGGCUCCAGAACAUGCAGCAUAGAGUCAGACAAUAGCGUCGAGGUGAAGAGUUUCGGAGUUUUAGAUGAGAAGGAGAUUGAAAGGAAGCUUGCCAAUGACCAUCUGCUUGGAAGGACCCAGUUCUUUGCAGGAACAACUCAAGUUCCGUCAUAUUUAAGCUUUUCGAACCCAAACGGAGGUGAGUUCUUCGGACAACAGAACUGGGAUGAGCUUAGGCCAGUGGUUGACUAUACCUUGGGUACGUCACUGCUGUACAGUGAUUGGUAGAUGUUAAGGGAUAUAUCUCCCCAUCAUCUCGUUAAUUAAGUCAAUAACCCUGAACCUCUCUGACAAUUACAAAUCAGUUUUUAAGUUGGAAGCUUUUGGUUUUUAAUCUAGUAAAGACAGAAUAAUGUCAAGAGGGAGUUUAGGUUUUUGAUGUGCAUGGGAGAUUAGCAGUAAAGUAGUGUGUUUAGGAUCAGAACAUUGUAGAGAAUACCAAUCUGAUUAAAACUUGGUUUAGAAGCGAAGUUAGAACACGGCCAUGUCUCUUCUUGGUUUUAUAUUGCAGCAUGGUGGUAAGGGCAGAAGUAUACUGAUCAUCGGAGUUACUCCCAAAGACCACGCAGUAGGAGUUGCAAUCUGAUACAGUUGUCUCACCCUCUGAUGUUCUUUGCCUCUUUUUUUCUUUCUUCUUUCGCUGCAAUUGUAGUGACAUACGUAUCACUCACUUUCAAUGUGAAAUUACUACUACUUUUCGUUGUUGAAACUGUGCAGCGGAUAUAGCUAACAGAAAAUUCAAUGGAACCUCCCUCCUUCAUUUGUCUUUGUUUUAA
Theobroma cacao (cacao) is the source of this 1537-nucleotide messenger RNA. RefSeq names its product transcription factor JUNGBRUNNEN 1-like. Lineage: Eukaryota; Viridiplantae; Streptophyta; Magnoliopsida; Malvales; Malvaceae. The record is from RefSeq and is a predicted model, not a curated record. Gene Ontology annotation, molecular function: DNA binding. Gene Ontology annotation, biological process: regulation of DNA-templated transcription.